Callorhinchus milii (elephant shark) is the source of this 1551-nucleotide messenger RNA. It is a transcript of the gene smim29, whose product is annotated as small integral membrane protein 29. Bases 310 to 618 code for a protein of 102 amino acids. The record is from RefSeq and is a predicted model, not a curated record. The transcript is spliced from 5 exons. Lineage: Eukaryota; Metazoa; Chordata; Chondrichthyes; Chimaeriformes; Callorhinchidae.
GUGGGUUGAGGAGCUUGCCUUGCCUUGGCCUUUUUCUCUCUCGCUCUGUGUGUGGCCACUUCUCAAAUAACCAGGUGAAGUUCUGCAGAACAGGUGCUGUGGUCAUAGCACUGAAGGUGACAAGGCUCCAGGCAGAGAAAUGAUGAUUAAGUAGAAGGACUUGGCUUUCUGCAUUCUGAAGCAUCACAUGAACUGGCUGCUAAAUAUAGCUGCAGUCAGCUAUUCCAGCAAAGCAGAAUUCUCUUUCAAAAUCUUGUGAAUGAAGACAAAUCGUUUUUCUGCAUUUUUCAGUCCAGGAGAAGUUAGGCGAUGACAAAUUCGACGACGGUGUCUCCAGCUGAUGAAAGUAAUGAAGUUGCGGGAUUUGUCCUAGUGCCUUUUUUCCUACUGACAAUGAUCGGAUUUACUGUUGCAAUGGUCAUGUAUAUUCAGAGGAGACGCAGGCUUGACAAACUAAGACAUCAACUGCUACCUGUCUAUACUUACGACCCCACCGAGGAAAUGAAUGAAGCUGAACAAGAGCUUCUUUGGGAUAGCGAUGAACCAAAGGUUAUGCAAGGCUGGGGAGCAUCACAACAGAAUAGGAAAUCAUUUUUCGCGAAAGACUUCAAAGCUUGAUGACCCAGUUACGGUUUGAAGUAUCAUCCAAAGCCUCUGUAGUUGCUGGUUUCUGUGAUUUCACGGAAAAAAAAAAAAAAACUGUUUAUAGAAGUCACUGUUAGGAACAAAAGCUCAAAGACGCCAAUGUUUCGUCAGUUGGCGCUUGCAUAUGAAUGAAAUGUGACUCCAUGCUUUCAUGUAACCGCAGGCAUUACCGUCACUCUGUUUUCUUUACGGGGACGCAGUUACGGAAAGUUAUGAAUAUUCCACUGUUUCUGCUUGUUUGCAUUUCAGGCAGAACCGACGCGUUUGAAAGUCUGCGAAUGAAUAAAUGCCCCACUUAAAUGCAAAACUUUAGUUUGCUCUUCAGGAAUAUAGCUUUCUUUUCAAAUAUCGUAACACUCUGUUACGUCGAGAAUAAAUUGGGUGGUUUUUUUUUCAGGCAGUAGAAAUAGUGGAGUGAAAAUGCAAAUGACCAGAUCUGUGUUUUUGUGUAAAUGAGAGAGACAGAGAAGGUGGGGGUGUUUGAAUCAAUCGGUUCAGGUUCUGCAUACAUAGAGGAAUAUAACGAAUGGAUUAUUUUUUGCAAAAAUACAGAAUUUUGAAUAUCAAAAGUGUUCAAAAUUGAGCUGCAGGUUGUCAAACAAAUUGCUGGUGUGUGUUUUAUGGAUUAUUACAACUUGUUUGCUGAUAUACCGUGACCUUGGAUACAAUGUGCAAGGGAGAGCCUUUGGACCACUGAUAAUGUUCUGCUAUGAGUGGGAGAGAAGCUUUUGGCUCAUUCCUCUUCAGUAAAUAAUUUUGCUGUUUAUCAACAAAACAUUCUUCAAGAGCCACGUUUUUUGAAUAUAUUCUUAACGGCCAAAAAACAAGCUUUUGUUUUCUUCCCUUUGAUAGACAUGUGUCCCGGCUGACAGUGCUCCAGAUAAAAUUGGUCCUUCAUUUCAUGGC